Molecule: messenger RNA, 1572 nt
Organism: Trichoderma reesei QM6a
Lineage: Eukaryota; Fungi; Ascomycota; Sordariomycetes; Hypocreales; Hypocreaceae
Exons: 2
Biological process (GO): cell division
Cellular component (GO): plasma membrane
Source: RefSeq, a predicted model, not a curated record
GACCCCAAGCUGCUCUACUCGGUCGAGGGCAUCAAGGCCUACCACAUCGCCAAUGGCGUCGAGCAGUCCCUGACGCCCUCCGGCCCCCAGACCCUGUCGCUGCUCAUGGUCCCGACCUCGUCUGGCUUCGCCGACCCGACCGGCGUCGGCAACGGCGAGCAGGACUUCUACCUCCACCUGCAUCUGCCGCCCGAGCUGGACCUCCCCCUGCCCGCGACCACGCAGAUCUACCACCAGCCCCCCAGCAGCUACCUGAUCCCGCGCUGGGACCUCGGCCCCGGCAACGGCGCCUUCACCCGCCUCGAGUUCCCCGUCGUCGGCAGCCGGCCCGGCGUCCAGGAGGAUGUCGACACCUUUGAGACCAUUCUUGCGCAGUGCACCGCCUUUCUCGAGCGAGCCCCGGCGCCCCCUCCGGAGAAGCGCCCGUCUGCCCAGCGCAAGCCGUCCGAUGCGGCCAGGGCAAAGGCCAGAGAGGCGGGCAGGGACGAGCCUCCCGCCUACAAUCCGGCCAACUUUGAUCCCGGCCAGGGCUAUGCUCAGGGGAGCCCCAGCUCCCACGUACCGGGGAGGAUUGUGCUUAUCGAUGAGGAGGAUGGUAGCGUUAUGGGCGAGCUGAGCGAAGGCUUCAAUGUCGUCGAGGACAGCGCCAUCAAGCCCGGUUCCAAAGAACCCGUGGAAAUCAUCCUGCCCGCCGAUGGCAGUCAGAACAUCUCCGUCCAGCCCGCGUACGACUACAUCGAAGACACCAUGCACCCCGCCUACAAGAAAUCAACCAUUGUCUCGUCAGCCUCCAAAGCCUCGCGGCUGCUCAUCACCACAUCCGACUAUGUCGCAAAGGCACUGCAGAACCAGGCCGACAACUUCACAAAGGCCACCAAGCCUGCCGCAAAGCCCAUGACGUUUGCCCCCACAACGCACGACCAUAUCCGCCGCAUCAACCACUACUCGAACAAGGUCGCGACCCUGUCGGCGCAGACGAUUGGCUCCAUCAACCAGUUUGCCCAGAACUUUGGUGCCGGCAUGUCUAAGCGAAAGGACGGCAAGGCUCGGGGCUACGACAAGGAUGGAAACGUCAUUGAGACGUACAAGCCGGGCGUGCUCAACAAGAGUUUGAUGGCCUUCAACACGGUUGUCGACGGCAUGGAGCAGGCUGGAAAGACGUUGCUUUCCGGGACGACUUCGAGCAUGUCCACGGUCGUUGGUCAUCGCUGGGGCCCUGAAGCUGGGGAGCUAUCUCGAAACCUCGGCAGCGGGUUCAAGAAUGUCGGCCUUGUGUACAUUGACGUGACUGGCGUCUCUCGCCGCGCCAUUCUCAAGAGCGUCGCCAAGGGUAUGGUGGUCGGCAAGGUCAAGGGAGGCGGGCAGAUUAUCGUUGGCGGCGACAACAACGGGACGAAUGGAGCUGUUGUCUCCGGAGGCAAUGGAAACGGCGAAUCGAGCACGAUACACAACACCUAUGGCGGAGACGUCAAUGUCCCAGGGGCAAAGGAAUGGAGUGGGAAUGGCAACGGAAAGGGAAAUGGCAAUGGCAAUGGCAACGGCAAUGGCAAUGGGAAGAAGGCGACCUGGUGA